GGAAGUGCUUACAACUUUCAAGUUACGUUUUGCAAACAGAAGACAGCAUGGCGAAUCCAGGUGGUCUGUUGCAGCAGCUAAGGCAUAUUGCUAGCAGAAUGUCCUCUAGUCCAAGAGGUGCUGGACUUGGUGUCAAACUACUUAUUGGGGCAGGAGCACUUGCUUAUGGCUUCAAGGAAGCCACAUACACAGUGGAAGGUGGCCAGAGGGCUAUCGUCUUCAACAGGAUUGGUGGGAUGCAGAUGGACACAGUACUGGCUGAGGGACUACACUUGAGGAUACCAUGGUUUCAGUAUCCCAUCAUAUAUGACAUUAGAGCAAGACCCAGGAAGAUAUCAUCCCUCACUGGAAGCAAGGACCUGCAGAUGGUGAACAUCGCCCUGCGCGUGCUGUCCCGGCCUCUGGCCUCCAACCUGCCCUCCAUGUACCAGCAGCUGGGGAAGGACUACGAUGAGAGGGUGCUGCCCUCCAUCGUCAACGAGGUGCUGAAGAGUGUGGUGGCCAAGUUCAACGCCUCACAGCUCAUCACCCAGAGAGCCCAGGUGUCUCUGCUCAUCAGGCGAGAGCUCUAUGAGCGGGCAAAGGACUUCAACAUCAUCCUUGAUGACGUGGCCAUCACCGAGCUGAGUUUCAGCAGGGAGUAUACUGCUGCAGUGGAGGCCAAGCAAGUCGCCCAGCAGGAGGCGCAGAGGGCCCAGUUCUACGUGGAGAAAGCCAAGCAGGACCAGAGACAGAAGAUCAUCCAAGCUGAGGGAGAAGCUCAGGCUGCCAAAAUGUUGGGAGAGGCAGUGACAAAGAACCCUGGAUACCUGAAACUGCGGAAAAUCAGAGCAGCCCAGAACAUAGCAAAGACGGUGGCGACAUCACAGAACAAGGUGUACCUUAGUGCAGACAGCCUGGUUUUGAACCUCCAAGAUAACUUGAGCUUCAACAAUUUGACGUUGCAGAAGUAAAAUAAAGCAUCUCUGAAGAGUGUAUGCAUUCCUCAUGUCACGUUUGAGCCAUCUGUGGAUCACGUUUCACUCCUUCACUUCAGCGGUGCUGAACACAGGUCCUGAGGGAGACCCAUGUUUACAGGUUGUCAGCCCAGAUGCUGUCAGUGAAUAAGGCCCAAUUUGUGUUGUUAAGGACUCAUUUCUGGGAUCAUGUUACAAAAGUAAGCCUGGUUUACCUCAAUCAUAAUUGCCAGGUUUUUAUAGAUGAACUGAACAAAUUUCCUUAUUACAGUGCCUCAAUAUGGUUGGGUUUAAGCAAGGCAUCAUAAUGGCAGUAAAUCGAGUGAGUUCUCUCCAUCAGUGUUGUCACUACACGCCUGCCUUGAAUGAAUUAGGUAGUCUCAGAGAACAACCUAUUUGGGUCCUUUGUCCUAUGAACAAAGGGAAUUUACAUAAUCUAUAGUUGCCUACAUUUGUGCUUUUGUAACAGAUGACGUUUUGUCACACAGUUACCGUGUUUCAUACUUCUGACAUGUCUCAAUCUCAGGUUAACAAAGUCCCUUCAAAUGCCAAUUACUAUUUAUAUCAAGUGUGGAAAAAAUGUGCUUGGAUUUCUUUAUACACAAUAUUUACC
Osmerus eperlanus (European smelt) is the source of this 1569-nucleotide messenger RNA. RefSeq names its product prohibitin 2a (gene phb2a). NCBI's taxonomy places the organism in Eukaryota, Metazoa, Chordata, Actinopteri, Osmeriformes, Osmeridae. The transcript is spliced from 10 exons. The record is from RefSeq and is a predicted model, not a curated record. Gene Ontology annotation, biological process: mitochondrion organization. The coding region runs from base 48 to 953 and encodes 301 amino acids. Gene Ontology annotation, cellular component: membrane; mitochondrion.